GUUAUAUUUUUGCUUCUAUUUUAAUGCUGAAUGACCUUGUCCUGUUAGGUAGAGCCCUAGCCAAACCCCCUGUGAAUAGCCCUAUAGUAUAUGACCCGCGUGUCACUGUCACUCUUCGUCCAUGUUCAUCUAAUGUUUUCAUAUAUUCCUUACAAUGAGCGAAUCACUCAUCGCCGUAAUCUGUGUCAGUGACAUAUUACCUCCUAAUACGUAAACUACUGAAGUUGUGAUUAACUGGGAGUUAGUUCUAAGGCUUGAAGAAUCCAGAUCAUCUUGUCUAUCUUCACUAAAGCCUACCAAUGUGCCAUUGGUCUCAACCUCUCUUCAACACUCCUACUUUUCCCAGAUAAUUAGAGGAACACGCUUCAUCAAUAUAUCAGGAACUCGGUGACGCAUCCUCCCAUUGAAUCUCCACUCAGAUCCCUACCUAUUUCUUGGGUGGAGUGUUCGCAAUGUCGCUCAAUUAAUGAAUGAAAAUGCAGAUGGGAACAUAGUUGAUUCAUGCGUGUUUCUCAUUGCGGAUGAGAAAACAGCAGAAGAUACACUCCUGUUGGUGCAGAGUUCGGAACAGGGAGAGAAUGAGGACAGACUUGCACUGAAGUGUGUGGGUGUUGCUGCUGAACACGUGAAUACUGAAUCAGUGGCUGUAUCAGUUGCUAUAAAAGACGUGGAGGAGUUAUUGGGCUCAGUUUAUAGGGAUGAAAUUAUAGAGGUGGGAGGGAAGACGGUCAUAAGCUACCGAAAAAGGGAGGGAAAGCGCCAAAGAAACAGUUAUGAACUGUACCGGGAACAUGAGUUGUGAUGUGCUUUGAGUCCUCCGUGUCAUUCUGGUCAAGCUGCCCCAUUAGUACAUAGUUUUCUGCUGCAAUAUCUCAAAAAGGAUGUGAAAUGCGACACCAGGUUACUCCUAAUAAUGUGGGCAUAUAUUCGAGGGCCUUAUUGUUGGGAAGUAAGGUCGUCCGUCUGCAUACAGUAGUUUAGCGUUUGAUCAUGUGCAAAUGGCCGUUAGACAGCGAGUGAAGGAGCAAAAUCCAUUAUAAGCGUCGGAACAUUCAUAACAAAGAGGCCAAGUCGAUCUCAGCACUGUUCACCAACGCCUCUUUGGGAUCUCCCGGAUUAAUCUUAGUGGCCGUGGAUAAGCCCAGACCGGACCAGGUAAACACUUCCAGGGGGAAGUU
Messenger RNA from Aspergillus ruber CBS 135680, 1178 nucleotides. RefSeq lists its product as uncharacterized. NCBI's taxonomy places the organism in Eukaryota, Fungi, Ascomycota, Eurotiomycetes, Eurotiales, Aspergillaceae. Bases 467 to 802 code for a protein of 111 amino acids. The transcript has a single exon. The record is from RefSeq and is a predicted model, not a curated record.